Molecule: messenger RNA, 2433 nt
Organism: Zygosaccharomyces rouxii
Lineage: Eukaryota; Fungi; Ascomycota; Saccharomycetes; Saccharomycetales; Saccharomycetaceae
Gene: HRD3
Product: ubiquitin ligase complex subunit HRD3
Exons: 1
Coding region: 1-2433 (810 amino acids)
Molecular function (GO): protein binding
Source: RefSeq, a predicted model, not a curated record
AUGAGAUUGAAAUUGGGUCACUUGGUCUCAUGGCUUUUAACAACAUGUUUGAUUUCCCGUACUCUAGUAAAAGCACAGGAUCCAUGGUCAGAAGCUGAAAUAUUGCUGCAAAACUCCGUCAAAAGAACUGAUCCGAUUGCAUCAAGCUCCAAACAAUUUUCAUCUGAUUAUGGUGUCGAAGAAACUAAUCUUUAUAUACCAAUGGAUUACUCAUUGGAACGAGAGGAGUUAAAAUAUGCAAAAUAUUGGGAAUCUGAAGCAACAGAUUGGUCCAGAAAAGUUUAUCAAUUGCUGUGGGAGUCAAGUAAUAAUUAUAAUAAUCCUCAAGCCACUAAUGUAUUGGCAAACAUGCAUCUUUGGUCAGAUUAUGGAAUCCCACAUAACAAGACAUUGGCAUACGAAUAUUUGAAUAAGUAUAAUGAAUUGACCAACUUUUCCGAUUCUGAUACCCUAUUCCAAUUGGCUGUCAUGCAUUCUACAGGGCUCUUUGGUACAAUUCCGGUGGAUCCGGUUAAGGGUUUGCUGUAUUACCAAAGAUCUGCAUCUUUAGGAGACAUUCGAGCUAAGCAAGCGCUAGCAUAUAAGUAUUUAUCUGGGAUUAACGUUCCAAGGGAUUGCAACAAGGCCCUUUUGCUCUAUAGGGAGAUUGCAGAUCAAGUGCGGAACUCAUAUUCUGACCAACAGUGGGAAGUCAUAUUCCCAUAUGUGGAAUCAUACAAUGUGAGGAUACCUGAUUUCUCAGAGGGCUUGUUGGGUAGAUCCUUGAGUUCUAUGGCGUUAUCUACAAAGAGAAUGGCUUCUGCAAGACCUGAUAUCACGUCUUCAUUUUUAACAAAGAUGAACGGCGGUAACAUUGUUUUGCAAUUUGGAUUAGGGAGCAGUAGUAGUUCCUUUUCCUCCGAUCCAGAUGAAGAUAAUGUGGAUAGACUUGUGGAUAUUUUUUUCACUGCUUGGGAUGAUUAUAAAGGUACUUACACUAGGGGACGUAAUUGUGAAAGGGCAAGAAAAUUACUAGAGUUCACCUAUAGAGAAUACGAUGGCGAUGUGCGGCUGAUGGAUAAUCUACAAAGAUUUUUCUAUGGUAGAUGUUUGGAUCUGUUGGGACACAUAUAUUUUACUGGUGAAGGUUUAGAUUCACCUAAUAUCGAACUUUCAGAAAAAUAUCUGAAGAGGUCAGUAAUAGUCAUUGAAAGUUCGCAAUCCCUGAUAUCAAGAGCCAACAUCGAUCUAGGGCUCAUUCAACAAUUUUACUAUAAGAACGAUACCACGGCAAUUGGAUUCUAUGAGAGGAUAUUGGAAUCUAAGAACCACAAUGGAGUUGUCUAUUUCCAAUUAGCGAAGUUGAAAAAGAAAUAUCCACAUUUAAAAUUGAGUGACCCAUUUCUACUGAUGUUCACCGCCUGUUCGAGAAAUUACGUUCCAGCUAUCUACGAAUACGCCAGAAUGACUGAACAGGGUGUUAACAAGCGUUACAAUUGUGAGGAAACUGCUUACCUUUAUAAAAACUUCCUCGAAGCAGAGGAAAUUAGUGUGGCACCACAUCUGAAGACAGCAUAUGCAGAAUUACUCAAUCGUAAUUCAGAAGUUGCGCUCUGGGCAUAUACACUGGCUGCAGAACAAGGCUUCGAGACAGCCCAUGUAUCGGCAGCAUAUCUAUUAUACCAAUUACCUUGCAAUUUUGAAGAACCACCUAGGACCCUUCAUGCAAGGAAAUUAAUGGCACUCGCAUAUUACACAAGAGCCUUCAAACAAGACAACUUAGAUGCUGGCGUGGUAGCAGGUGAUGUUUACUAUUUGAUGGGUAACUACACAAGCGCACUUAACAUGUACCAGAGUGCAUCAUUAAAGUUUUCUCCACAGGCCAUUUGGGAUCUAGGCUACAUGUACGAACAUGGUUUAGGUGUUGAAAAAGAUUUCCACUUGGCAAAGAGGUAUUACGAUCAAGUGCUUGAACACAACUCCAGGUUGUAUUUUGCAGUCAAACUGAGCGUUUGGAAAUUGAAGUUAAAAUCAUGGUUGGCGUUGAUAACCGGUGGUAAAGUGUAUGGAUGGCGUCGAGAAGACUUCGAACCUGGAGCUAAACCCCAAUCUUGGUACCAAAAAAUUGUCAAAAGUUUCCAAAAAGCUGGUAGAGAAAAUUCUGGUUCAUCAUCAGGAGAUCCUCAGUAUCAACAAAAUAGUCAAUAUCGCCAACACCAAGAGCAGAAUCAGCAGCACCACCAACAGAACCAUACGUCGUCUCUAUGGGAUCGUUUUCAAUCGCUAGGACUACACAUGGAAGAUCUGGUUUCCAUAGCUUUUGUGCUACUCAUAUUUCUCGUCAGUCUCGUGCUUCGAGUCGUAGCAGCUCGUAGAGGCUGGAACAUGAACAAUAUGCAGUUCCAAGUGAAUGCGCUGGGCGGAAACUUUGAGUUACAGGUAUUUGCUAUAUGA